This is a messenger RNA of Poeciliopsis prolifica (blackstripe livebearer), 3258 nucleotides long. RefSeq names its product serum paraoxonase/arylesterase 2-like. The record is from RefSeq and is a predicted model, not a curated record. Lineage: Eukaryota; Metazoa; Chordata; Actinopteri; Cyprinodontiformes; Poeciliidae. Gene Ontology annotation, molecular function: arylesterase activity. The coding region runs from base 50 to 1117 and encodes 355 amino acids. The transcript has 9 exons.
CUAUAAAGAUUAAAACUCUGUGUGAAAAGUUCGCAGUCGCGCUGCAAAAAUGGGAAAAAUCGCGAUCAUUUCGGUUGCAAUAGCAGCUCUUUCGGUGCUGCUCGGAGAGCGGCUCCUCAAUAUUAGCAAAAGGCACCUCAUUUUCAGGGAGAUGGGCAACAAACAUCUGCCCAACUGCGUCGCGCUCAAAAACAUAGAACAUGGCUCGGAGGAUAUAACUGUUGUUGGAGAUGGCCUUGCCUUUAUCAGCGCUGGACUCAAAUUUCUUGGAUUUCCAUCCUCGGAUGAGCCUGGAAAAAUCUACACCCUUGAUCUCAAAGAUCCUAAUCUGAAACCGGUGGAGCUGCGUAUGCCAAGGAACUUUGAUUUAGAGUCCUUCAACCCACAUGGCAUCAGUGUAUACACAGAUCCAAGUGAUGAUACGGUCUACUUGUUCGUUGUUAAUCAUCCGCACUUUGAAAGCCAAAUUGAGAUCUUCAAAUAUGUGGCAGAUGGUUCCUCCCUAGUGCAUCUUAAAACCAUAAAGCACGAACUACUGCACAGUGUGAAUGAUAUUGUUGCAGUAGGGGUAGAGAGUUUUUAUGCCACCAACGAUCACUACUUCUCUAACGAACUCCUGAAAACAUUGGAGAUUGUUUUGCUGAUGCCUUGGACCAACGUAGUGUUCUACAGUCCUAAGGAAGUGAAGAUGGUCUCUGAUGGCUAUCACUUUGCUAAUGGCAUCAAUAUGUCUCCAGACCAAAGGUACAUAUAUGUGGCGAACAUAUUAAACCACAGUGUGAAUGUAUUGGAGAAGAAAAAAGACAACACACUGACACCAAUAAAGUCUGUGCCUUUGGGUUCACUUUGUGACAACAUCGAAGUGGAUCCUGAAACCGGCGACCUUUGGCUGGGCUGUCACAUUAAUGGAAAGAAGCUUUUUCUGUUUGAUCCCAAGGAUCCUCCAGGCUCAGAGGUCAUCCGCAUCCAGAACAUUCUCUCAGAUGAACCCGUGGUGACCCAGGUGUAUACAGAUGAUGGCAAUGUGCUCAUUGGCUCUUCGGUGGCAACUGUUUACGGGGGGAAGCUGCUCAUAGGGACCGUGUUUCAUAAAGCAUUGUGUUGUGAUUUAAAAUAGACAACAGUCACACUUCAAAACAUUUACAUAUUAGUCAAUGGUUCCAUGAGGACAGUGGUGUGUUUAUGACAGUAAAGAGAUUAAAUAAGGAAGUUUAGUCAAUAACAUGGAAAUCGGGAUAUACAGUUAGGGCCAGAAAUAUUUGGACAGUAACACAAUUUUCGUGAGUUGGGCUCUGCAUGCCACCGCAUUGGAUUUGAAAUGAAACCUCUACAACAGAAUUCAAGUGCAGAUUGUAACGUUUAAUUUAAAGGGUUGAACAAAAAUAUGUGAUAGAAAAUGUAGGAAUUGUACACAUUUGUUUACAAACACUCCACAUUUUAGGAGCUCAAAAGUAAUUGGACAUAUAAACAUAACCCAAACAAAAAAGUUUUUUCUCAAUAUUUUGUUGCGAAUCCUUUGGAGGCAAUCACUGCCUUAAGUCUGGAACCCAUGGACAUCACCAAACGCUGGGUUUCCUCCUUCUUAAUGCUUUCCCAGGCCUUUACAGCCGCAGCCUUCAGGUCUUGCUUGUUAGUGGGUCUUUCCGUCUGAAGUCUGGAUUUGAGCAAGUGAAAUGCAUGCUCAAUUGGGUUAAGAUCUGGUGAUUGACUUGGCCAUUGCAGAAUAUUCCACCUUUUUGCUCUCAUGAACUCCUGGGUAGCUUUGGCUGUAUGCUUGGGGUCAUUAUCCAUCUGUACUGUGAAGCGCCGUCCCAUCAACUUUGCAGCAUUUGGCUGAAUCUGGGCUGACAGUAUAUCCCGGUACACUUCAGAAUUCAUCCGGCUACUCUUGUCUGCUGUUAUGUCAUCAAUAAACACAAGUCACCCAGUGCCAUUGAAAGCCAUGCAUGCCCAUGCCAUCACGUUGCCUCCUCCAUGUUUUACAGAGGAUGUGGUGUGCCUUGGAUCAUGUGCCGUUCCCUUUCUUCUCCAAACUUUUUUCUUCCCAUCAUUCUGGUACAGGUUGAUCUUUGUCUCAUCUGUCCAUAGAAUACUUUUCCAGAACUGGGCUGGCUUCUUGAGGUGUUUUUGGCAAAUUUAACUCUGGCCUGUCUACUUUUGGAAUUGAUGAAUGGUUUGCAUCUACAUGUGAACCCUUUGUAUUGCUUUCAUGGAGUCUUCUCUUUACUGUUGACUUAGAGACAGAUACACCUACUUCCCUGAGAGUGUUCUGGACCUCAGUUGAUGUUGUGAACUGGUUCUUCUUCACCAAAGGAAGUAUGCGGCGAUCAUCCACCACCGUUGUCUUCCGUGGACGCCCAGGCCUUUUUGAGUUUCCAAGCUCACCAGUCAAUUCCUUUUUCCUCAGAAUGUACCCGACUGUUGAUUUUGCUACUCCAAGCAUGUCUCCUAUCUCUCUGAUGGAUUUUUUCUUUUUUUCAGUCUCAGGAUGUUCUGCUUCACCUCAAUUGAGAGCUCCUUUGACCGCAUGUUGUCUGGUCACAGCAACAGCUUCCAAAUGCAAAACCACACACCUGGAAACAACCCCAGACCUUUUAACUACUUACUUGAUUACAGGUUAACGAGGGAAAGGCCUUUUGAGUUAAUUGCAGCCUUUAGAGUCCAUUGUCCAAUUACUUUUGGUCCCUUGAAAAAGAGGAGGCUCUGCAUUACAGAGCCUCCUGUAUGAUUCCUAAAUCCUUUCUCCGAUUUGGUGUGGAAACUCUCAUAUUGCAGCUGGGAGUGUGCACUUUCAGCCCAUAUUAUAUAUAAAUUGUAUUUCUGAACAUAUUUUUGUCAACAGCUAAAAUAACAAAACCUGUGUCACUGUCCAAAUAUUUCUGGCCCUAACUGUACCUCUUUGGUUAGAGCAGUGGUGAUUUUAAUGGUGAUGUGCUACAGGAAUUGCUUUUUACAAAGCCUUCUGAAAAUAUACUUGAAAGGAUCUGAUAACAGAAAACUUCUGCAAGUAGGUGCUUACUGAGCCACGCAGCUGAAAAAAUGAAAAAUCAUAUUUUCAAGUGAAUUUUCUUUUUUUCCCCUCUCUCCUGUAGUGUUGGGCAGUGAUUCAGUCAUUUCAAAAACAUGGAUAGAUUAUUCAGGUUAUUAGUUUGUAUUCAUUUAAAAUAAUCUUUUGGGGGAAAAUGUGGGUUUUGGAUUGUUUGAUAUGGUUUAAUCACUGUAAUUUUUGUAAUUGAAAUAAAAAUGCUCUUCAAAGUA